UCAGGAUAUUGUCAUAAGAAUUUUCAUAGUGGAAAUAUCUCGCAAGAUGCUUUUAUUUCAGAUUCUGGAUUAACAGGACCAGCAGAUAAGCAAAAAUCAGAUGAUCAAAUAUAUGGAGUAUUACCAUAUAUCGCCCCAGAAGUCUUGAAUAGAGAACCAUAUACUUUAGCUUCUGAUAUCUACAGUUUUGGUGUAAUUAUGGCUGAAUAUUCAUCUGGAAACCCUCCAUUUUAUAAUAGAAAGCAUGACGUAUAUUUAGCAUUAGAUGUUUGUAAUGGACUUCGUCCAGAUUUUGGAAAAGGAACUCCUGGAUUUUAUAAGAAAUUAGCUUAUAGGUGUAUGGAUGCAAAUCCAAAUCAAAGACCAACAGGCGAUGAAUUGCAUGAUAUAUUAUAUGAUCCUGAAGCGAUCGAAAAUAAUAAAAAUAAAAACAUUGAAAUGAUUCAAUCCGAAAGAAAUUAUUUUAAUAAGGGAAAAAAUAAUUUGAUGUAA
Molecule: messenger RNA, 492 nt
Organism: Funneliformis geosporum
Lineage: Eukaryota; Fungi; Glomeromycota; Glomeromycetes; Glomerales; Glomeraceae
Source: the annotation of a GenBank genome assembly